GGCAUGAGUUUAAUGUCUCUACCAAAAUCUUUGGUAUCUUUUCGUCUAAAGAAGAUAUCCAGACCGAGACUUACGAUCAGAAGUUGUGUAGAUAAAGUAUCGAAGUGUUAAUUCUUGCUAAAACUUACUGUUGAAUAUGUUCGUAUAAAUUAACCAGAGUAAUUCGCGUAUGAUAAGAAACUUCAAUUUAUCAUUUUUGCUGGCAGCUUAAAAAAUUGUGAAAUAUGAAGAAACAAUCAUGACAUGAUAGAUACGAAAAAAGAACUAGAAUUCCUCUAGGGAAAAAAAGCAAAUUUUAAUGAUGAAGAUUGGUUCAAUUUUUCUGCAUUUUCUAAUUCCCAUUGUAUUCGUAUUUGGUUUUAUUACUACGUGUGCUGGUGAAAAUGUAAAAAAAAGUGUUGAUGAUAAUAGAGAUGACAACGGCGAAACAAACGAUGAGUCCAAAGACGAAUCCCUGGACAUUCCCGUUGAAAGUGAACCCAACAAUAUUACGUGCACAAGAAGACAAAAUAGCCAAAUGCAUGAGAUACUGGCGGCAGGUCAUCAGCAAUUUCCAUUCAUGGCCGCCAUAAUGUCUCAACAAAACGAAUACUUGUGUUCUGGUGUAGUGGUCGCUAAUGGAUUAAUAUUAACUACAGCGCAGUGUACUCAGCAACCACUAAGUUACAUACUAUUAAAUACUACAACUGAUAAAAAAGACGACACCACCGUGUCGCUUCACGUGAUAAAAACUGAACGCUUCCCCACUUUUACUGGAUCGGACUCUCUAAAAGAUAUUGGUAUUGUGUAUACGGAGAAACACAAUAAUAGUAUUGCAACCAAAAUAAUUCUUAGCAAUUACACUAACCCUCGCAAUGUUCUUGACUUGGAAGGUAUAGGAUUUGGAUUGAAUGCUGAUAUUGGACAAACGAAAGAGCUUCAGUAUGUUGGUAUGGAAAACCGUUCACCAGAAGAAGUAACAGACGUUUUGAAAAUCUAUUUUGACUGCGUUGAAACCAAGGUAACAACAUGUUUCAAAGAUACUGGUGGCCCAGUUUUAUUUGAUAAGGAGCUUAUGGGUAUUGUCAUAAAAGGCCAAGAGGAAUGUUCAAAAGAAAUGUCAUCCACGUACGCUGUAAACAAAAGGAUGGUUGAUGUUAUACCGACGUAUGCUUUUAAGGCGUGGCUAGAUGAAAAAAUUAAAAAGAAUGAUGAACAAGAACAUGUUGCACUAGUGGCUUAUCCAGGACUACCAGUUAGAAGGGCACAUAAUCUCGAAGGUCUUCAUAAGUUCACGAGUUCGAGAGUAGAAAUAAGUACAUCAACUCCUGCGCAUAUUUUUACAGGAAUUGUGUGUAUCUUUGCACUUUAUUGAAGUAUUAUUUAUUAGUCCUUUACUGUAAAAAUCGUGUAAAUUUUUUGUGACUUAAUAAUAGAUUUUGCGUUUUGGACAAUACUUUUCUAUUUAUUUGCGUUUGUAUUGGAACUAUGAUGUUAUACUUUAAAAUAAAUGUGGAAACAGUGUAUUUUAAA
Spodoptera frugiperda (fall armyworm) is the source of this 1512-nucleotide messenger RNA. RefSeq names its product kallikrein-8-like. Gene Ontology annotation, molecular function: serine-type endopeptidase activity. The record is from RefSeq and is a predicted model, not a curated record. Lineage: Eukaryota; Metazoa; Arthropoda; Insecta; Lepidoptera; Noctuidae. The coding region runs from base 299 to 1354 and encodes 351 amino acids. Gene Ontology annotation, biological process: proteolysis. The transcript has a single exon.